Messenger RNA from Penaeus indicus, 11967 nucleotides. Its product is annotated as protein dopey-1 homolog. Gene Ontology annotation, biological process: Golgi to endosome transport. The transcript has 19 exons. Bases 12 to 7481 code for a protein of 2489 amino acids. Lineage: Eukaryota; Metazoa; Arthropoda; Malacostraca; Decapoda; Penaeidae. The record is from RefSeq and is a predicted model, not a curated record. Gene Ontology annotation, cellular component: endosome; trans-Golgi network.
UACUAUCCCACAUGAAAUAUCCUGUGGUUCCUCGUAGAAUAACCAUAAGCAAACGAUUAGCGCAAUGUAUGCACCCAGCUCUGCCAUCGGGUGUCCAUUUGAAAGCCUUAGAAACAUAUGAUAUUAUCUUCAAGUGUAUGGGGACCAACAGGCUCUCACAAGAACUCUUCAUAUACAGUGCAGGCUUAUUUCCAUUAUUUAGCAGUGCUGCAAUGAAUGUAAGAUCAGCCCUGUUAACAGUAUAUGAAACUCACUUUGUCCCAUUGGGCCCGAGACUACGCCCAGGACUGAAUGGUUUCCUGUCAGGAAUUCUGGCUGGCUUGGAAGAAGGUUCUGAUCAUCUUGAAAGGACAUCUCAGCUGCUAACAAGAGUUGCUGAAGGAGUAGGACAAGCAGAAUUCUUUGGUUGCUUGUGGGACUGUGUUUGGGGAAAUUCAGGAGUGAGACUUCCUGCCGUCACCCAUAUUACAUCAUGCUAUAAUAAGAAAUUGUCCACAGAAGAUCAGUUGUAUAUCCUUGGCACAAAUAUUGAUGUUAUGGUCUCAGCAUUGUGUCAAGCAAUGGAGGAUAGUAGUGUGUUGGUACAAAGAGCAGCUCUUGACCUGACCUUAGCUGCCCUUCCCAUGCAUAAUACACAACUGUUACGCCCAGACUUGGUCAGAAUUGUCACCUCUGCCAUUUUAGUGUUACUGAGAAGAGAUAUGUCCCUGAACAGGAGGUUGUAUGCAUGGUUGCUUGGAUCUGAAAUCAACCUCUCGCUCUUGUCUUCCGAACAUCCUGUUGUAAAGCGCCUCAACAGUGCUGUGAGUGACAGUAACACUGAAGAUGGAACUGAAGUCAAUGCAUAUUUUGAAACAUUCUCAAGACCCCUUUUAGUGGAAGGGGUUGUGUCGUGUUUGCAAGCCAGCCAGGGAACCAAUCCCCCUGAUUUACGACCAUACAGACUGAUAGUCUCGCUGCUGGAUAAGCCAGAAAUUGGGCCUUUCAUUCUAGAUGACAUAUUUCUAGAUCUUUUAAGGUGCUUGUACCAUACCUGCCAAGUGCUUCAAGCCUCAAAUAACACCCCAUCAGAACCCUGUAGCAGAAGACAAAGCACAACAGACAAGCAGACCCCACCACCUCCCUCUCGCUCACCAGAUGGCACUAAACCAGUUGUUGAAGGGAACAGGGGACUUCAUGAGGUUACUAAAACUGCCACUCUUCUAUUUAGUGCCCUACAGCCAUCAUACCCAUGGAUGCAUCUCACAGGUUUACUCAGCAUGGCAUGUCAAGCCAAAGCUAGUCAGAUGGAUGAGGGUGAGAAAAAAGAUGAUGGCAAACUUGUUUUAGAUGUGGGUAGUUCAGUCAUGACAGUUUGCGAGAUUUGCACUCUGCUGCAACAUCUGCUGACAUCUCUUCCACAUGAUACUCAGCAGCAGACUCAAGCUUCAAGGCUCCCAGAGGUUUUGUCUACAGUUACCUCCCUUCUGACAGAACAUCUCAGCACUUUGACUGCCAAAGAACUCUCUGCAGGACUUUCUCUCUCUCAGGCUAUCUUACACAAACUCAUACCUUCAGUCACUUUGCCUCCUUCAGCAUCUCAGUCAAGGCCAGAUUCAAGAGCAAGCAUCACUACCUUUGCAUCCCUUCAGAUGCAUGCUCUUUCUCAAGUGUCUACUAUUCCUCGACCUCUGCUUGUUCAGGAAGCCUUUGCAAGAGAGAGUCCUCCCUCAGAGUGUGGCAUUGUACAGAUAGGAAUAGAGGCAAGUGAGGAUGAUCCAAAUAGUAUUGAAAAGAAAAAAACUGAAGACCUUUCAGUUGAUUCACUCACUGAUGAAAGUAAUAAUAAUGAGAACUUAGGUGACGGAGAAGCAGAAACAUCCUUUAUCUCAGUAGUGUCAAAUUCAUCUGUGGAAGAUUCUGAAAGAUUGAAAACAGAAACUGAAGGUGAGAAUAAAGAAAAACAAGACACUUCUGUAGAAAAGGAGAAUGAAAUUGCUACCCCAAAUGCAAUUAAACCUGAGAUAAGUGAGGACUUGUUUGAUGUUGACCCAGAAGGAGAAACAGUAAGCAAUGGUGAGGAUAAGCAUGCCAAUUUGGAGGAGGUGCCCAGUGAUUCAGGAGUUGACAUGGAAGAAAUACCCUCACAACCCACAGAGUUGUCACGAUUUUUGAUAUCACAAGAAGCAAGUGAGGAUGAGUAUGAAAGUGCACCUCAGAGCCCUAGUCAUCAGGGCUCAAUGCCAUUAUAUAAUUAUGUCAAAGUAUUUGAAAAAUUCUUCUUGCAGUUUAUUCAGAAAAAAAUUAUAUUAGAAAAUUCAAAUCUCGCUGAGUUUCAGAGUGCUCUCAGUAGAUCAGGAAGUUUUCAGAUGGACAGUCUAUCAGAACUGAAUUAUUUGUUAAGAGAAUGUCUGCAGUGCUGUGAAAAUAAAGUAGAAUCCACACAGUCUUCUCCCAUCAAAAGUAAAGGAAAGAAGGUACAGUCAUCCCCCUGGUCAUCUCCCUCAAGAGUGUCUACAUCAUCUUCAGGCUUUUCACAGGGGCAGAAAGAAAUUACUGACUUCACUUCUGUCCUGCAGCUGCACCACAAAGCAGAUGAACAAUUUGAGGUCUUCAAAGCUGCUUGUAGCAUAUUAGUUGACUUGUCAUCACUUCCUACGACUCCUGGACUCCCUCUGAACAGGCCAAAUAAUCAGAUUCCUCACUGGUUUGUUGGGCUCAUAGCGUGUGUCAUCAAUGGGGGUCAAGUCUCUCCUCGCUUUGUCAUGGCAUCUGUGUCUACUCUACUGGAGUUGGUGAUGUUGGCUCAGUCAGAGCUGUCUGUAUGGCGGAGUGAGCAUGAACUUGGGUGCAAAGGAGGACCUGGGGUUGUGUCUGUUAAUAUAAUCCCUCUACUCCUACCAACACAUACCCACAUCCUCCUUCAUCAUACUACAGUGUAUCAGCACAUGGCAAGACAGCUUUGGAGUCAUUUGAGGCCAUCAAUGAGUCACCUCCAUGUAGGCAGCACAGAACUUCUCCUGCAGUUACACAACUUGACUCUUCCUCGCAGCCCAAGUGUAACGCUGACAUCUGCUCCGCCUCAAUCCCCCAUGUCUGUUGUGGAGAGGGAGAUUCUUGCCACUCUCACAUAUACAUUGCAGGUACCUGUGACUGAUGAGAAGGAGAGUGGAGUACUGUGGAGUCAUGAAGGCAUCAGGGCAGAGUAUGACAGUGUUGCCAUGCACCAGUGGAUGACACUGUGGCAGGUAUCAAGAAACCUAUCUUCUGGUCUUGCAGGAAAUUUCCCAGGGUUUGACAGAUGUCUCUUCUUGAUGGUUGAACGUCUUCGAGGGGAUAGUGGCAUAGAGCGUAGCCUUGCACAUGCAUGGCUUGCUACAACUCUUCAGAGAAGUGACACUGCUAGGCUCAUAGACCCAAUCCUGGUGUUAUUGCUGCACCCACAUACCCGAAGAGUUAGUGUACAGCACGUGAACAUUGAGAAGUUGCCUCCUGUCCAGCAAGGCCAAGGUCACAAAUUAUCUCUAGAGGAGUCACAGAUCUAUGCCAUCAGCUCUGAAGGAGGAGAGGUCAUGUACCAUGUGAGCAAGGAAGGAAGAGAAAGUCAGGGGAAGGGAAAACACAUGCCUGUCCCAGCCAAACAUAUAUUAGCAUUUACUUCAAUUUCCAAAGACAGCAAGAAGAUUGUCACUCACAAUGCAAACUUUACGGAGUUUGAACUGCCUUCUAGUCAUGAGCAGCCACAACUACAAGCAUCAAUAUCUCUUAUGGUUAAUCCUUUCACUCAGCAUCCAUGGAUAGAUAUGGAAGAUCUGGCCAAAAUGAACAAACCAACAAAUCUUUCUAAUGCAGUUAGAAUCCAAAAUGGCAGCUACCAGAAGCUUUCAACUACAGUGAUACCUGAACAAGUUACAAGUGAAUCAACAGUAUCAAGUAGCAGAGAUUCAGAUGAUGAAAAUUGGACACCAACACAGAUGGUUCAGAGUAUUCUUGAGGAGGUGAUAGAUGCUGUUGUGACUUCACGAUACAAGUAUCCUGAAAGUGAUGGGUCAAGUGAACAGGAUACAGUUUCACAGUCUGUAGUAAGUGAUGGAACUGUGCCAGAGUUAACAAGACAUCCAUUUCACUCUCACAUGCUCCUGUACACUCAGGUGGUUGAUAGUGGUCAGUGUUCAAAUGGAUUGUCCCUAAUUAGAAAUAUCAUUGAAGCACAACCAAAGUUAUCCCUUCUAACUCUAGCAUCAACUAGUAUUAGUACACUACAGUCAACCUCACCUCUCAUCGUAUUGUUAGCUAGACAUCGCAGAUCUGUUUUUGGUGAUGGGUUUGAUGGUGGAAAUGUGUCAGAGAUGGUCAGUCAGUUCCGGUCUACUAUGUAUCUUCAGGUAGUUAUCACAGUAUGCCUUUAUUACUUGCGUUCUUACUAUCCGUGCCUUCCUCAUCUCCGUCUUCGGGAUGAACAUCUACGAGAUAACCAGGAAGUGCAAGUGGCAUCAGCUGAGGUUCUAGUCCUAGUCUUCACACAUUUGUCACCAUUAGUGACUGAUGCCCCCAGGGGUUUCACCCCAUAUAUUACAGAUCUGCUCAGUAAAUGCAAAGUUCAGAAGUGUGUGCUUCACUGUUUACUAUCAUCUGUACAUGCCAUGACCAGUGCGAGUACAUCAGUGACUACAGAUCAGAAACGUCCAUCAUCCCAGGAAACACGCACUUUUACUGAAGAAGUCCAAGAAUACAACUGUGGAUCACUCAACAACACUGGUGCUGUACAUCGCUUGGAAACCUACCUAGCUCGAGUGAUGGACUUAACACUGGCUCUCAUCCGCUUAGAAGACACACUGGCUGCAGAUAGACUAGAGGGUGCAGUGGUGAGAGAUCCACCAAGUGUCAGCAUGAAGUAUACUGGCUUUAGUACCACUAAAUAUCAGCCUGGUCAGCCAAUUCCAGCACAGCCCAUGUUCAUGGAGGUUAUCACUGUAGCACUAAAACAGCAUCAUCUUCGGCAUUUACAUGGAUCUUGGUUGCACCUUUUUACAGCAGCACUGCCACAUAUGGGCCCGUCACUCCCUAAUAACAGUUUACUUGUUACAUACCAUGUAUGUGAACUUUUGGAAGGAAUGGCCCACUAUUACCUGCCUGGUGCUGUACCACCUCAUGCUCCACCUGACUAUACACUUAUCCUUCUGCAAAGUCUCACAACUAUUGUACAUUAUUGCCUCUUAGAUCCAGCACAGUCACCUGCUUUUGGCUCAUCGUCAUCUCUUCCUGCAUCUUCAGCACCUCCUUCAGGCCAGACUGCAGGACAGAUAUUAUACAAUCUGCUACAUGUAUUUUCUCCAGUGGGUGAAAUCCUUGAUGCUCCUGUAGACAGCAGUGGAUUAGACCCAACUGCUUGUGCUCGCCAUACCCUCCUCUGCCAUCUGCCAAGAAUCAUCUCGGCCCUACUGGCUUUAUGGGUGGCUACAGGACAGGACCAGGAUUCAGCCUUUGUACUUGGCAGUAGAAGGGCUGUGAGACAACACAUUGUAGAGCUCUUAUCACCCAUCUGUCACCACCAGACACCACAUCUUCUUGCAGCUAUCAGUGUUGUUUGGCAGGGGGUUGGCAUUGCUGCCUCAGCUAUUAGAGCAAGCAGUAAUGCUGGCCUUAGCAAUGACUCUAACAUCAACAAUAAACAAAGUGGUAUAGGAGGCCUACUGUGGAGUGGAAGCCCACAUCAGUUGGCUCUUGUAGAGAUGAUGUCUUUGCUACGAGUGUUACCUCUGCAUACACUAGUAGCGACUGUCAAACAGGUGGUGAAGCAACCACCAAUAGUUGAUGGUGCUCAGCAGGGCCUGCCAUUGGAGGUUAGUGUCCUGCAAGUGUUCUAUGUGUAUGUUCAGCAGUGUCCAGGGUCACAACUUGGUGAAUGCUGGGGACCACUUUUAACCAUGGUGAAAGAAGGAACUAUUGGUUUGUCACCCCCCGCCCAGCUGGUUCUCCUAGCAACACUGAAUGAAUUUGUUCAAAGAGCAGCCGCUCCUCAGGAAAAGAAAGAUGUGAAGGAACUUCAGGAGGUAUCUAGCAAGUUGCUAGAGUGCUGUAGUAGUAUUGCAGGUUCCUGUCUUGAGGCGACUACAUGGUUAAGACGAAACCUUACAGUCAAGACUGAUACAGCAGAGAAGAAGGAGGGUAUGAAUGAUGCCUCGGCAUACAGUGUAGCAGCAUUAAGUGUCCUUGCAGAAUUAUUAGCCCCUCUGCUAGAUGUACUGUAUGUGAGUGAGGAGAAAGACAAGGUUGUUCCUCUACUCACAAACAUCAUGGCUAAUGUUGUUCCAUAUCUGCGUAACCACACCCGGUCAAACAUGCCUGCAUUUGCUGCAUGUUCUCAGUUGCUGUCAUCGUUAUCGGGUUACCAGUAUACUCUGCGAGCUUGGAGACGAGAUGUUAUCGAUCUUCUCCUAGACCCACAAGCAUUCAUGAUGCUUCCACCGAUUCUGACAUACUGGCGGACUAUUGUAGACUUUCUUUGCACACAUGACAAGACUGUGUUUAAGGAAUUGUUGACUCGUGUAUCCAUGUCCCAAGGAGGAUCACUAAGUCUCUUCUCUAGUAAGGAGUCAGAAUAUGAAAUUAGAGCAGGAUUGCUGAAGAGGCUGGCAUUCACCAUCUUCUGCUCAGAAACAGAUCAGUACAUGCGACACAUACCAGAUAUCCAAGAACGUUUGGCUGAAGUGACCCGUUUGGGCCAAGUGGUGCCCUCCCUCGUCGCCCAAGUGCUACUUUGCUUCCGUGUCCUUCUCCUGAGGAUGUCCCCACGUGGUGUGACCUCGCUGUGGCCUGUGAUCAUAACAGAGCUGGUGCAAGUGUUCCUCAUGAUGGAGCAAGAACUAGCCACUGACACCGAACAGUUUAGUUCACACCUGAAGCGCCUUUCUACCUUAGAUUCUUCAUGGGUUUUUAGCUCACAGAAUGGACUAAAUGCUCACAACCAUCCAGCAUGGUUGACCUUGUACCUAGCAGCAUGUAAGCUAUUGGAUUUAAUGCUUGCCCUUCCAGCCCAGCAUCUGCCACAGUUCCAAAUGUACCGAUGGGCUUUUGUUGGUCCAGUUCCAACAACUGAAGUGGAAGAGAAGACAGAAGGAGCUGGAAACAUCCUACUCAAAAGUUGUGAUUUUGUCCCCCAUAUUGCAAGAAUUGCAAAACUUAUGGCAGAUAAGCCUGGAAGUGGAAAGAAUAAGAUGCUGGAACACCGUCCUGGGGAACUGCUGCUGAAGAUGCCCAGUAUAUCAACCCUGCUAGAUCUGCAGCCCUUCUUCAACACCCUCACAUCACCGUCAUUCACACCGGCAGCAGCCACAAUCGGACAGACUCCCCCGGGGAUCCUCUCCUCCUUCCCUUCCUCCACAUCCUUGCCUAGUUCAGGGCCGUCAUCUGCCUCAGGCACCUCAGCCACUCCCAACUCCAGCCUGGCACACAUAGAGGCUGUCAUUGAACGAGAUUUCCUGGAACCCCUUCCUUCGUAGGCUUUUUCCUAGGAUAUCUUAUUCUGGAUUAGUAUGUGGUAUUGCUGUAUGUCUUUGUAUCAAUACUUGUCUGGUCACUAUAUUAUCUUUUGUUUGCUUUUCUUUUUUAUACCACUUAAGUGAACUCACAAGAAAUAGUAAAUAUAAUAUUUGUAUAUGAAAGUUGUUAUUCUUUGAUUUUUGAAUAGCAAAAUGCCGUAGAUGAUGUCAUUACUUGUCACAGUUAUGUUCUAAAGAAAAGCGCAUAUUAAAGACUGGCUCAAUAUUACAACCAAAUUUUAUGUUACUCUUUAGGCCUUUAUAAAUGAAUCUUGUAAGGAGAAACUAUUAUAGAAAAUGUAGUACAUGUAUAUGAUACGCACAUAUAUCAAUACAUAAUGUCUUCUCUCCUUAGGUGUCAACAUAGAAUUGCUUAUAUAUACUCUACUAAAUAUACACAACUGUACCCAUACAUUUCUACACAUAUCCAGUUACACAUAGACAUGUACCAGUAUAAACACCACUCAAAGAGAUUCUAAAAGAUAGGCUUGCAACUCUAGUUUAAAAUUCAGAGCAAUCUGAAGUGAGCAUUGCUUGAUAUAAAAUGAAUAUGUAUAAUGAUAGGAUUUCUAUCAGUUUCAACUUGUUGUAGAAUACAGUUGUUGACAUAUAAACAUAAGCUUUCAUGAAAAGAGAAAAGUAACUAGAAAUAAAGUGCAUUCUAAAUGGCUGCAGCUAAUAUCUCAUGCUUCCUUUUAUCUGCAGAUUCUGAUGCAGAUGUGUAGGCUGAAGAAAUGGGAAAGCACAAUACAGUAGCUGUCAAAACAAUAUCACAUUAUGGUGAGCUCAGUCAUAAACAAUGUAAAAGUCUUUUUUUUUUUUUUUUUUUAGUUGUCAUAGAAAUAAAGACAAUAAUUGUUUUCAAAGAAAUAGGCAUGGCAGGUGAGAAAAGACAUUUUAUGGAAAACAUAAUAUAGCUGUUUCUACUCGAUGUUAGUUAUGGAAUCCAUGCUGACACUUGUCACGCAUGAACACAGUACCUUCAUUUGCAGAAAAUGAUAAAGAAGAGGAAUGUAUAUAGACUUUGUGGAUUUCCUUUAAUAUCAGUUUGCAAAUUUUUAGUGUGAGUGUUGUCAGAAUGGGCUUACAUUUUACUUUUUUUUCUAUUCUUUUCUUUUUCUUUGUUCUGUUUUUUUGUUGAGCUUGUGUUGUAUUUGGCUGUGAGCUUCGGAAAGAGACUUUUGAUGACCAGGUGCCUUAUCAAUAACUGAUUAGCUGCACAGAUGUCUUUUAGUACUAAUUGUAAGCAGUUGUUGGGAAGAUGGUUGAGAGGUAAAACUUUUUUUUCUAGGAUGUGAAUGGAUUAUCAUAGUCUGGUUUUGUAUACACAGACAUGAUUUGAAAAAUAAUAAUUGAAAAUAAAAUUUUCAAAAGUCUGUUUCUUUAGAAAUAGAUAAAUCAUGACCUAAAUGUGGGUCAUAAUUCUUGGUGAAUGUAGAAUAUAUUUUUCAUUUACUGGACCUUCUGUACUUAAAGGAUUCACUUUUUUUCUGCUUCUACUGUUAACCUGUCAAUGACAAUAUCAGAAAUCUCUGGGCGUCACAGACUCUCGUGAUUUAUGGCAACCGUUCUGCCAUUUGGCCCGGGAGUCCGCUACAUGUAGCAGAACUUUCCGCUCGACUCACUCUAGCACGUUGCGACGCCUAUAGCCAUACCUGGUGUGAUAAGUCUGUUUGUUAUGAUGGCUAUAGGCGUAGCCCGGCAGAUAGGGGAUUAUCUGAUACACUUUCUGAUUUUUAUGAAAAACUACUUUAUUACUUUGAUGCUGACAGUAACUUAAUUUUUAAUGUAUAAUGGUCAACUUGUACAUACGAGUCAAAUAAUGGAUUGUCUUAGAAUCAGUGCAGUAUGUCAGUAAAAACUGUCACAAAUCUAUUUGAGUUGGGGGCCCUUCAGGAGUUUUGAAGAUUUUACUUUAACUCCCAGAUUAUGUUUUUUUUUAUGUAUAUUGAAAAUGAUUUUGAAAAAGGAUGGUGUAUCUUCCUGGUGCACAUUAGUCUUUCUUUUCUUCAAGUGGCCUUUCAUUGGUAAUACUACAUCCACUCGAAGCCCAACUGUUACCCCGAAGAUUAUCAAUGGUGGGUAUUUAUUUAUUUUUUAUUUUUUAUUUAUUUAUUAUUAUUAUUUUUUUUUUUUCACUAAAAGUCUUGUUACUGUUGGUGAGAUAUUCAAGUUCUUUUGUGUGUGUGUUUCAUCCUAGUCAGCAUUUGAUGAGAUUUAAUUGAUAAUCUUAUAUCUUGUUUAUAAUCUUGCUUGAGAGUAUGUAUAGUAUGUACAUGCCAAAUGAUUUUCAGAUAUGCAAUAAAGCAUCUUCACAUUAAAGCUUAUUACUGAUAUUUAUGUAAGAUGAUAGCUAUAUUCCUUGUACAUAUCAUUCCAGGAAAUGAUAUUUUCAUUAGAUAUUAACAGUUAUAUCCCAAGAGAUGUACAUUUAAGUUUGCAUUUCUGUUGUUUCUCAUUAUCUAUCUUUCAUAAGAAGUAUAACAAAGUACUUUCAGGUUUCUUUGGUCCUGAUCAUUAUUAUUUUUUUUUUCUUUUAGUAUAUUCUUUCUUGUACUUUAUCUGUAUCAUGAUUUUAUCCCAUGUCCUGCAAGUAGGAUUGAUAGUAAAUCAUGUGAAAUGAUUUUUCCUUUCUCUGGUAUGGCAAUUGAAUCACCAGUAUUGAUAGGUAAUACAAAUAUAUGAACACAAAUCUGUAAAGAUAAAAAUUUAGCAAAAAUCUGAUGUGAAUUUGCAUUUUAAUAUAUUGGGGUUAGAUUUAUAAGCUGAUUAAAAGAUCCUCUUCCAGAGUGUGUGAUGUGAAAUGAUACAGUACUAGGGUUCCUUUGGUUAAGUCACAUGUUUAUUGUUACUGUAUUACUAGAAUUCAAUAGUUUAUUUAUUCUUAAAACUAUAAGCAUUGAUUGUGUAAAUAUCCAUAAAUGCAGACAUGUGCAAUUUGUUACAGGUAGGGCAGAGGUAUUUAAGAGCAUUAAAGGGCUUAGGUUAUUGCAGUAAGAAAACUAACUUUGGGAUUAUUCUGCCACAGGCAUAUUGUACCAGCUAAGGUGAGAGUCAGAUUUUCUUUUGAAUUAGAUAACUUUUUUAUACAAACUCCAUUUUUGCUGUUUGUACAAUAUGUAGUAAGUAUGAACUCGACUUAAGAUCUGAUAUCUAACAAAAAUAACAGAUGUUUAUUCAUUUAAUUUGCUGUUUAUUCUGUAUUUAUUUUAAUUUGUAAGUUUCCUUGCAGGUGUGAAUAGGCAGAGGUACCAGUUUUAGCUAUGUUUCUUAAGUAUAUAUAUAUAUAUAGUACCCUAUACUCUUGGAUCUGAUUACAUGAUUAAUCUGUAAGAUAUUUCAUCAGGUAACAUAUUAGAAGGCACCACAUAAUUGAUUAGUAAAGUGUAUUUCACUUGCAGUCUUAGGUCAUUGGAUUUCUUGGUUAUGUAAUAAAAGUUUUGUUAUAUUUUGUGGUACCAUGUAAAUACACAGUAAUAGUUUCCUGUAAUUAGACUUCCUCUUAUGUUUUACCUUUUACUUGCUCUCAUAUAUAAUCUUUUGAUUUGAAAUUGGCUUGUUAGAGUGUAUACAUGCCACAGGUAUACAUACAGCUGAUCAUACAAUGAUCACUACAAAGUAAUCAAAGUAAAAAAAAUUGGAAUGAAAAUCAUUCAUAUGUAUAAGUGAUAACGUGUAUGAUCCAAGUGAGAUGUACAUUUAUAUCUUGUCGUUUCAUAAUUAUGGCAACAAGGAAUUAGCCAGUUUGAUAUUUUAGAUUGCAAAGAAUGUUUACCUCUCAUUUAUUUACAGUAUUUUCUUAAAAAAUGCCUUAGCAGUUGACUGAGCAAAAAAAUAAUAAAUAUAUAAAUAACCACAAACAUUUACAUGCUUUAUAUAAAGGGGUUAGAAUAAAUUGUCCAUUUUAUGUGUACUAUGUAUAUAGAGUAUGUAUUCCUUUUUAAUAAUCUCAGUCACACUCACCUACACUUAUUUUUUAUCAAUAAUCAAUGUCUGUGAAGUUUGAGAAUGCAACACAGAUAUGAGAAUAUGUAAAUGAUUACCUGUAAAUUGGCCAUUGAAAAGUUUUCUGGUCUUGCAAAGUGGAACCCUUCAAAAUUAAGAAGGUGGGUUUUCUGAUAAGCGUGACUUCAAGUCAUCUGUCAUAUUUUAGUAUGCAAGUUCUGUUUAUUUUAUUAUGCUAUGAUAUAUAUAUAUAUAUAUAUAUAUAUAUAUAUAUAUAUAUAUAUAUAUAUAUAUAUAUAUAUAUAUAUAUAUAUAUAUAUAUAUAUAUAUAUAUAUAUAUAUAUGAUCCUUUUUAUCUUCUUUCUAUAUAUAUAAAAGAAUGAUGUUUAUUCCUGCAAAAGAUUGAUGUAUGGCUAAGACUGGUGAUGGGAUAAUGUGAUAAUAAGUAUAUUUUACAUGUAUUGUCAUACGAGAAAUAAAAUGUGAUAAUGUUGAAAGUUUA